Molecule: messenger RNA, 3141 nt
Organism: Paramecium octaurelia
Lineage: Eukaryota; Ciliophora; Oligohymenophorea; Peniculida; Parameciidae
Source: the annotation of a GenBank genome assembly
AUGAAAGAAGUGAGUGACAAAUCUAAAAUAGUUGAUGGGAAACGCAAACGAGUAAUGUCUGUGAAUGGAGUGAUGUCCGUAGUAACAAAGGAACUGUUACGAGAAUAGAAAACUCCAGUUCCCAAGGUUUAAAAGACAGUAGUUAAAAAACAAGAAAAUAAUAAGAAAGUCUCGGAAAAGCAGUAAUACUAGAAUGAUAAACGAGUUAAAAUAACAAAAUCAGCAUUGAGAGAGUUAAUACAAAGUCAUUUUAUCGUGGUUAGUGAUAAUGAAGAAGCACUGAUCCAAAGCAGCAAGUAUUAAAAAAUGUUAUUUGUUAGAUACUUUAACAACUCACUGGUUGGAAAUAAAUAAAAGCCUAGUUCAUCACUAGAUUCUCAAUCAGAUUCUUCAUCAUCAUCUAGGUAUAAAUGAAAUAAUCUUAUAUAAAAGUUAUUGAGGAAGAGAUUGUUGAUGUUAAAAUAUAUAUAUAUAAAUAUAUAGAUAAUUAUGAAUCAAGCACUAAUGAGUUUAACCCUCACUCCUAAUAAGAUGAUUGUACAAAUUUAAAGAAACCCUAGAUAGACCCUGACUUUCAAUUAACUAGAAUUUCUAACAAGUUGAUCAUCGAUAGAGGAAACAUGAAAAUGUGGGAAAGUAAAGAAAAAUUCGAUUAGAGUUUUCAACCCAGAAAGAUUUUUGGUAUUUUGGGCAUUUUCGAAGUAAGCGGAAAGCCUGUGCUAUUGUUUAUAGAGGAUGCAGAUAUGAUUGGGAUAUUGGAAGGAUGGCCAAUCUAUCAGAUUACUAAGGUGGGAUUUGUAGACAAGGUAUUCCAGUUAAUUAUUUUAGAAACAUUAAGAGCCAGAACAUGACAUUUUUGAGAAGGAUUAGUUAGAGAAGGUGAAGAAUCUAUUCAUCAACUCUUUUUAUUUUAGUUAUGGAAUAGAUUUGACUAAUCAAUCAAAUUAUCAGCAUAAUCGAUUUUGGUGGAACAGUAAUCUUUGUAAAAUGUUUCCACCUGAGUGGCAAUUGAAGAUCAUAUAAGGCUAUGUUGGGAUUUUCUAAAUAAGCCUAAGAAAUUUGAAUCAAAUCCAAUAUUGUCUAGUCAGUCGAAGAUCCUUUUAUAAGGGAGGAUCUAUUCGGAAUGACACUGGCAUAGACACUGAAGGUAAUGUUGCCAAUUACACUGAGACUGAGCAAUUGAUCUACCUGAACAAUGAAAAGGCUAGGUAGAUUUUGUGUAGGGGUAGCAUUCCUCUCUUUUGGUAAUACAAUAUCUUUAAUAAUUAAAUUGUAAUGAGUUAGGAAGAUCCAAAAAAGGCAUUGAAUAAGCACUUUCAAAUUCUAUUGUCUAAUUUUAUCAAAAUCCAUUUCAUCAAUUUAGUUGAUGAUGGUUCAUAGCUCUCAAAUCAACUAGACAGAUAUCUAACUGAGUCAGAAUAAAUGUCUAUCUAUAAAUUCAAUUUCAAGUCAGCAUUUCUCAAUAAGGAUUUGGAUAGUAUCAAUAAAUUCCUAGAAAAACUGAAUGAAUGGGUUGAUUACUCCUCCACCUUAGGACAUAGAUAGCAAAAUAUCAUGAGAAUCAAUUGUUAUGAUUGUUUGGAUCAAACUAAUAUUGUGAUGGCCAAAGUUGCCAUGAUGGGAGUUUAAAAAAUCCUAUAGGCUUUCAAAGUUGACAUCUCGGAGGAAUUCGAUGCUUAGAAUCUCUACGUUGAGUUGGACAUCCCAAGUAUUCACAAUAUACAUCCUUUCCUCCUCUAUUUCAAAUCGAGAUGGAUGGAAAAUGGAGAUCAAUUAAGAUUAAUAUAUAAGGUUGGAUAAUAGAAUAGUGAUUUGAAUCAAUUUUAUAAAAACAUGGUUGAGGAGAAAUAAUUGAAAGAAGUUAUUCACAGAGUACUUGGAUUCCCGAUUUCAGAGAGUUAGGCCAAUGAAAAUAUUAUGAUGUUAGAAAGAACCAUGAAAAAGAGAGAAAAUGAAUACACGCAAUUGUUGUAGAAGAGUGUUUAUGUUGUAACUUGGAAUAUCAAUGCCCAUUCACCUAAUGAUAAAUCUUUGUAUAGUUAGCUCUUUCAAUUCUAAACUCCUCCUCACAUUGUGGCUAUAGGGUUUCAAGAAUUAGUCAAACUUAAUACUCUAACUGUGGUUGGUCGUUAGAAUAGAGAUGUCAUUGAAAAUUGGAAAUAGAUUUUAUAUAAUUGUCUGAAUACUAAAGCUAAGUAUGUUUUAGCAGCUCAAUAAGUUAUGGUUGGGACUUUCAUUUUGGUCUUUGUGUUAGAUGAUGAAAAACUGCACAUUUCAAAUGUCAAAACAGAAAUUGUCAAAUACGGAUUUGGAUAAUCAUUAGGCAACAAAGGAGGAGUGGUAAAGAUAACAUAUAUACAUAGAUCAUUAAAUUGCGAUUUUAUGAUAGUAACAUCUGUUUUGUCAAUGUGCAUCUGCCAGCAGGACAAAAGUCUAAUGAUGAUAGGAUGGCUGCAUUUGACUAUAUCCACAAUAGAGCUGAAUUAAAUUAAUGCGAUUGGGUUAUAACAUUUGGAGAUAUGAAUUUCAGAAUCAAUCUAUCUCAAUAAUAAGUAGUAGCCAGCAUCUCUAACUAUCAAAGUAUUUAAAACCAAGAAUAGAAAGAAACCAUCUUGAAGCACUUAAAAGGUAAUCCAUUUCUAAGUAUUAAAAGAGUAUGAUUAAUUGCAUUUAGAAAAAUUAAAGUCUUAAUUCCUAAAAUAGUUUCAUGAAGCUGAUAUUUAAUUUUUACCUACUUAUAAGUUUGACAUAGGAACUGAAAUAUAUGACACAGUCAAAAAAAGAGUCCCUUCUUUUACAGAUAGGAUUCUGCUCAAAAAGAUUUAGAAGGUAGCUAUUCAUUCAGUUGAAUGGUAUGAUAGAAUUUAAGGGAAUUUUCAAGUCUCUGAUCACAGACCAGUUGGUUGUCUCAUUCAGACUUAAGUUUGUGAGAUAGAUAAAAAAAAAAAAGAAAAUUUGUUUAGAGAAUUGAUUCAAUUAGAAGAAGAUGAACAAAUCGGACAUCAAUAUUUUCCAAAGAUCUAAAAUAUCAAAAAUUUUGAGCCGUGCACCAAGUUUAAGUAAAGAGCUACUUAAUUAAAUGUUACUCUAAAACCUGAUAGAGAAUUGUUAAUGAAAUUAUGCAACCCAGAAUUUGAAUGA